Octopus bimaculoides (California two-spot octopus) is the source of this 4986-nucleotide messenger RNA. RefSeq lists its product as uncharacterized. The record is from RefSeq and is a predicted model, not a curated record. NCBI's taxonomy places the organism in Eukaryota, Metazoa, Mollusca, Cephalopoda, Octopoda, Octopodidae.
UAAAAUUUUAUGGAGGCGGGGCGGUAGUUAAGUGGCGUCAGGCAGAGAGAGCACAUUGCAUCGACGUCAGAGGAACAGAGGCACACAUUUCGAUGCUCGAUGCUUUUUUUCUGAAAUGGUCUGUUGUUGUUGUGGGCAGCAACGACAACGACUUUGAUGCUUCUUUUUUAUGAUUCAUGAACAACUUCCACGGUCACAUUUUCUCUUCUUUUGACCUAAACAAAACCAAUGAUGUCUAAGGUUGCAUUUAGUACGAAUGGGAAAGUAAUUGGACCAAAAACAGAGAAAAAGGUGGAAUUCAGGCAGCCAUUGUCAACCGAAAGUCCUCAAAUAGAUCGAGAAACAAUUAAAAUUGUGUAUGAUAAUUGUUCAAAAGGGAUUGGCUUACAAAUUAUUGGUGGAACAACACGGAAUGGGGAUACUAACCAUGGGAUAUUUGUGAAGAAGCUUCUUCCUAAUGGAAUUGCAAAAACGGAAGGUCAGCUGAAAGUUGGUGACCAGCUGCUUAGUGUAAAUGGUAACACUCUUGAGGAUGCUACAAAUGAAUAUGCUGUCGACAUUCUACGGCGUGCAUCAGAAUCGAAUCACAUGGAACUUGUCAUUACGAGGGAUGAGCAAGCUAGCGUUGAAUUUGUGGAAGUUUUUGAUUCUAAUUCAAUACACUCUGCUAGUCCACCCUGCAACUUGAAUCUCUUCAACAAGUUUGUUCCAACCUCACCUGAUUAUAAUAGUAAAUAUUCUCGAACGCCUUCACCUAGAACAACUUCCAUCACAGAAAACUCCAGGUCAGUUUCACCACAAGCAAAUUCGCCAAAGAAUUCUCCUAGGACUCCAACCUCUGCUCGAGCCGCCUCUCCAUUUUCCGCCACACCUCGAUCACCCUCUCCACAAACAGUCUCCCCAGUAACAACCUCUCCAAGAGCUAUUUCUCCAUUGGUGAAUACACCGAAAGCUUCUUCUUCACAAAUAUCUUCUCAAAGAGUAUUCUUUCACCCAUCUGUUUCGAGUCCAAAUUCUCCACCUACUCUGUUUGCUGCUAACUCUCCACAAUCUCCUCCUCCACAUAAUGCCAUACCAAAUUUAAAUUCUUCAUCACCUAUCCAAUCAAUGACAAAUUCUCCACAGCCUAUUUUAUCUGAAACAGAUUCUUCUCAACCUAACCAAUCAAAACCAAAUCCUCCCCAGUCUAUCUUAUCUAAAGGGAAUUUAUCUCAGACGACAUUAUCAGAGACAGCCCAAGAACUCACUGUAUCCGAGCCAAUAUCUUUUCAAACUUCUCCUCAGUGUAACUUAGAAAGACCUAAUUCACCUACUGUGCCAUUACCAAGACCAUAUUCUCCAUCUGACAUUGGUGCAAAUGAUAUAUUUCCUGUAUUUUCCCAAGCGAAUAAUGCUCCAGUUACUUCACCACAAAUUACAUCUGCAGGGGCCACUCCUUCACCUGAAAAUCACUCAGAUAAUCGUAAAUGGAAUUCCGACUAUGACUUCCCAGACACAUAUCAACAACAAAUUCACAAAUACGACAAACCAUUUACCUAUGGUAUCACAUCCCCUACAGAAAUUGCCCUUCCUCGUUCUCGCGUACCAAUGUAUGCGGAGAAACCAUUAAACUCACCAACUUUACCUAAGUACAAUGGUUGGCGUGAAGCAAAUUCAACCCAUGAAAUAUCUCAAGAAAUUCAACCUUACUUGAAAGACACUGAAUCAGCUGGUAAAUCAUCUAUUUUACAUAUACAUUACUCUGAUGAGGCCCCAAAUAAUAAAUAUGGAAAUUCUAAGGUUAAUUUUUGUCAGGAUGAAAAUGUUUCAACAUCUUCUCAGUUACCACAUUCACCACAGAACAAUGUGAAUUUCAAGGAAAUGACAGAUCUGUGGCAGACAUUAGGCUUUCAACCAACUCCCAGUGAACUGAAUGCCAUCAGGUACCGUGUAGCUGUUGAUGAAAAUGGAAUGGUUUCUUAUGAAGAAAUCAUUAAAGUUGCUAGCGAGGUGUGUCAAGCCAGUUCAAAAGGAGUUGAAAAAGACUUUCUCCGAUCUACAAAUCGAGAAUUGAGAGUAGAAACAUUUCCACAUGAGGUAGAAGUUUUACCUGAUUCGACAAUGUUGUCUUUGGAAGAGGUUGCCCAGAUCCAAUUAGAAAAAGAUAUCCUGCAGGUUGAGGUUGAAAAACUGCGUGCAAAAAUCCGAGAAAAAGAAGACAGUUGCAAUACAGCUGAGGAAGAAUUACUUCGAAUUAGAAGGGAGGCACAAGGAGCUAUUCACGAAACCCGUUCUCUGCGAAGUAAGGUUCAUCUUGCUGAAGAAGCUCAAAAGGCAGCUCGAAGUCUGGAACAAGGUUAUGAAGAAGCUAUUCAAGUCCUGGAAAAAGAAAUUGUGCAGUUGAGAUCACAACUACAAAAACAAUCUGUAAGUUGUUGCUUUUUGUUUUUUCAUCGACAGCUUGCAGUCGCUGCAUGUCAACUAAGAAAGAUGGAAUCUUGUAAGAAAACAUAUGAAGUAGCUAUUGAAAAAUUAUUGAAAUUCAUAGAGCAUAUCCAAGAAGUUUUGGAAGGAAACUCAGCAGUAAAACUGGCAGGACAUCAAGAACAAAGUUCCAAGAGUUCUUCAGUUAAAAUAAAGAAUAAGUUCACAUCUCUUAAAAAUUUGGCAACAGAAGCAAAAGAUCUUAGCAGAAGUGUUAAACUUUUAAUAGAUUCUCAACCCUUACCUUAUGGAUGGGAAGAAGCAUAUAGCUCAGAUGGCUUAAAAUACUACUUAAAUCACAUAAAUCAGACAACUACCUGGUCACAUCCUUUAUCUGGAACUCAGCAAUUCCCAUCGACUGGCAGCUAUGCUCAAGUAUCACAAACAGCAAGCAGCAGCACAAGUCCAUCGAGUGCUUCAAGAACUAAAGCCCUUCCACAACCAGGUCCAAGCAUUUUGAAAGAGACAAAGAAUUAAUAUCUCACUCUUUUCACAGUUUAUCUUUAACAAAAAAAGAAGAAAAAAAAUUAGCCAAAUCAGCUUGUCAUUGUUCAUCAUCAUCAUAAUCAUUAUUAUUAUCAGCAUUAUCAUCAUCGUUUUUAACUUCCACUUUAUCAUGCCUGCAUGGGCCAGACAGUUUGAGGCAGGUUUUUCAACAACUGGAUGCCCAUCCUGUCACUAAACCCUCACUUGUUUCCAAAAAAUAAAGUAAUAUUUCCCCCAUGGCCAGACAUGUUUUUCACAGAAUACUGGAAAGGAAUGAAACUCUACUUGUAUAACAGUCACACUCAUUUGUAAUAAUCAUGCAAUGCCAAGACAAGAUACAAACACAAACGGUCUUUCACUUUCUCUCUACCAGAUCCACUCACAAGUCUACUGGGGCUAUAAUAGAAAUAUAUAGUGUGUAUGUGUAUAUAUAUAUAUAUAUAUAUAUAUAUAUAUAAGCUAUAGUGUUGUGAAGUUUUCUAUUAGCCUACAGUAUUUCAGAGAUGUAUAUAAAUCCUACCUUUGUAUUGUCUGUGUGUAUUUCUAGUUCUGAGUUAAGAGAACUGAAGUUGAAAAUAAUGACACAUGUGAAGUGAAUUCUUAUUUCUUUACAGUGAUUCAGUUUGUUUUACUUCCAUCUUUCUAUGCUAGCAUGGGUUUAUGGAGUACAUACUGUUGAGGCAUUAUUUAGCAGCAAGGUACUCUUUCCAUUGUUAGCCAUUAUCUUUUCUUUAAGUAACGAUACACAGUUUAAAUAUGCACACAAUACACACACACACACAAGAAGGGCUUCUAAUUUCACUUGCAAAGCAUUGGUCAACCAGGGAUUGUCAAUGAAGACCCUUGCCCAUUGUGCCAUGCAGUAGGACUGAACCCAAUACCACAUUGUUAUGAACUGACGCACUGAGAAACUCAAUGUAUUUGAUUUCCUUCUCCAAUGGGUUCUUUGUCUUUUAUGAUUUUCUCAGAAACCUCUGCUGGUUAUUGGUUCACUUUCUUAUUUGUGUUCAUAUCAUUUAGGUUUUUGAUAGAAUUUAUUUCAAGAAACACUGGCAGAUUCAAGAGUGUUUUCGUAUUUGUAGUUCUAUAUUGGUACAGGUGAUCUGAAAAAUCCUCAUUCUAAACAUUUGCAUGGUUGAAACUGUUUGGCAUGGAAAUCUUAUGCAAAUGUUCCUCCUUUAAACUGACCAUACUUGUUUAUAUCCUUGGGUCUCUCUUGAAAUUGCAAGAAGAGAAAGAUCACUUAAUGUUUUUGCGUUAUCCAUUGUUAUAAAUUAAAAAUAAGAAAAAAAAGAGCUUUGAUUACUUAACCUGGCAAGAUAGAAAAAAAAAGUCAUUUUUGUCUUCAAUAAUGCAAAAUGUAUUUAUGAAUUGUAAACUUAUUUAAUGGGUUACAUCAUUUGUAAACAAACACAAGUUUGUUUUUUGAAGCAUUGAAAUGUAUUGUAGAACAAGUAGAAAGAUAUAUUUUUCAAUACAUAAAUACUGAACAGCAUAUAUAAAGGAUAAAAUCUAUCAAAAAGGAUCUGUACAAUUGUAUCUGACACAACCACUCGGGAACUUCGCUUACAAGAACUCAAAAUAACACUCAAUGAACGUCAGUACCCACCUACACUCAUAGAACAUGGAAUUAAAUGUGUGAAGAAAUUGGACACAAAUACACUAAGGACAACAAAACAAAACACCACACCUCACCCUAAAUCACACCCAUACAUAUCAACUCACAACCCUGGAAACAAUGAAGCAUAUAACACAAUUACACAAAAUCUCCCUCGGCUCACUCAAGACCCGAAAAUGAACAGCAUCCUAAAUACACACAAACUACUAAAAUGCAAACAAUACCAACAGUUAUACUCAAUACAAACGACACCAAAAGUUAAAAAAUGCAGACAACCUAAUUGUGGUACAUGCCCUUACCUAACUGAAGGCUCGGAAUUUGCAUUCCAGCAAGGACAGUAUUCACAUGUUGAAAAAUAUAUCUUUCUACUUGUUUUAUUUAAAAGAAUUUUUUUUGUUAAUAAAAUUUAUACAUAUAUA